Messenger RNA from Rattus rattus (black rat), 1388 nucleotides. Its product is annotated as apolipoprotein L3-like. Lineage: Eukaryota; Metazoa; Chordata; Mammalia; Rodentia; Muridae. Gene Ontology annotation, biological process: lipid transport; lipoprotein metabolic process. Gene Ontology annotation, molecular function: lipid binding. Gene Ontology annotation, cellular component: extracellular region; membrane. Bases 77 to 1087 code for a protein of 336 amino acids. The transcript is spliced from 3 exons. The record is from RefSeq and is a predicted model, not a curated record.
AGCCUGGAUUCACAGACAGCUGUGAGGAAGACUUUUGAGAGAUCCCACACCAGGAAGCAAGGACCCUUCAGCCCUCAUGGCCGCCAGAGUCUUGAGGAAACAAUUCAUUCAGGAUGUCACUGAGUAUCUACAGGACACGGUCAGCAAAAAAGACCUGCAGCUCCUGUUGACCAAAGAUGAAGCCUGGAAAGUGUUAGUGGCAGAGGCUGAACUGUCCAGAGAUGAGGAAGCUUCACUGCAUGAGGCUCUGAAGCUGCUCCUGAAACUCCCCACCUGGGAGGACAAAGUCAGACUUCAAAAGGAACUGCAGGACAGGAAGAAGUUUGUGGAAGCUUUUCCUCAGUUGAAAAGGAAGCUGCAGGAAAACAUCAGGAAGCUCCGAGCUCUGGCCGACCAUCUUGACCAGGUGCACAAGGGCUGCACCAUCUCCAAUGUGGUAACCAACUCCACCAGCGCUGCCUCAGGCGUCCUGAGCAUCCUGGGUCUGGCUCUGGCACCCGUGACAGCAGGGGGUAGUCUGCUGCUCUCCGCAACUGGCCUGGGACUGGGAACAGUAGCCACUGUGACUGGAGCUGCCACCGAGAUUGUGGAGCAAACAAACAAGUGGUUGGAUGAGGCUGAGGCCAGGCGCCUGUUGUCAGACACCAUGGACACUCUAAACACAGCUCUUGUCCUGGGUCAGAAAGCACUCAAACUUAGUAAAAAAGCCUAUGAUGUCAUCAAGCAAUUGAAAAGCUUGGGACAGCACAUUCGUGCCAUUAGGGUAGCCAGAGCCAACCCUCGCUUACUUGCAGAUGCCAAGCGCCUCAUGACUUCUGGAAGACUCUCUGCCCCACAUGCUAGUCAGGUACAGAACGCCUUUGAAGGCACUGCUCUAGCAAUGACCAAAAAAGCCAGAAUCAGGGGUGUAGCCACUGCAGGUGUCUUCCUUGCCAUGGAUGUGUAUUUCCUUGUGAGGGACUCGAUGGAAUUAUGUGAUGGCGCAAAAUCAGAGUCAGGCAAUAAACUGCGGGCCCUGGCUCAGGAGCUGGAGGAGAAGUUGAAAGAGGUUGCCCAGAUCUACAAGAGCCUCCUGGUGUCUUACUGACGGCCGCCCCAAAGAACACGGAGGUCGGUGGAGAUGAUCUGGACAGAUAGGAGGCACUGAGGCAAUUGUUAGAGGGGGAAUGAGAUGAUCAGCUUUCACUGUCUUCUUGACACAAUCUAGAAUCGUGUGGGGAGAGAGUCUCAGUGUGCGAUCCUCUAGCUCAAUGUCCUGUGGGCCUGCCUGAGAGAGACUUUUCUAAGUGACUCUAAUUAAUGUGUGUGUCCAUUCCUCCACCGUGGGUGGCAGUGUUCUCUAGAUAUGGAUUCUGAACUGUACAAUAAAAAGCAGACUGAGCACCAGU